Endocarpon pusillum Z07020 is the source of this 2103-nucleotide messenger RNA. RefSeq names its product Acetolactate synthase catalytic subunit. The transcript is spliced from 5 exons. Lineage: Eukaryota; Fungi; Ascomycota; Eurotiomycetes; Verrucariales; Verrucariaceae. The record is from RefSeq and is a predicted model, not a curated record. Gene Ontology annotation, cellular component: acetolactate synthase complex; mitochondrion. Gene Ontology annotation, molecular function: flavin adenine dinucleotide binding; acetolactate synthase activity; magnesium ion binding. The coding region runs from base 1 to 2103 and encodes 700 amino acids. Gene Ontology annotation, biological process: L-valine biosynthetic process.
AUGGCAGCCAAAAUGAUGUCUUUACGGCCUUCGAAAGAGGCCAUACACUCUUGUUCCAGAACAAGACCUGCGCCCAUGCGACCAUUUUCCUCCUCCCCCGCCGCCCUCGCCGUCUCCCCAUACCGAAGAACAUUACCCAAGACCAUCACAGAAGCAUCCAAAAGAACACAGGCAACCGCUGCUGCUUUCACUUCACCAACAAGGCCAAUACCAAGUCCAGCUUUCAAUCAGGAUUACCGAAGGAACGAUGUAUCGCCAUUGCAGAACCGUCAAUUGCCCGAGAUGGACGACUCGUUCAUCGGGCUUAAUGGUGGAGAAAUCUUCCACGAAAUGAUGCUCAGACUAGGUGUCAAGCAUAUUUUUGGCUAUCCUGGUGGUGCGAUUUUGCCUGUCUUCGAUGCGAUCUAUAACUCCAAACAUUUCGAUUUUAUCCUCCCAAAACAUGAACAAGGGGCUGGUCAUAUGGCUGAGGGCUAUGCUCGGGCUUCAGGGAAGCCUGGUGUCGUUCUUGUCACUUCUGGUCCUGGCGCAACAAAUGUGGUCACACCAAUGCAAGAUGCGCUCUCUGAUGGAACACCCAUGGUUGUUUUCUGUGGUCAGGUACCCACAACCGCUAUUGGUACGGAUGCCUUUCAAGAAGCCGACGUGAUUGGAAUUUCGCGAGCUUGCACGAAAUGGAAUGUUAUGGCCAAGAAUGUUGCAGAACUGCCAAAGAGAAUAAAGGAAGCAUUUGAGAUCGCGACUACCGGUCGGCCAGGCCCUGUCCUGGUGGACUUGCCCAAGGAUGUGACAGCUGGCAUCCUACGGAAACCAAUUCCGAUGCAUUCCACAAUUCCCUCUCACCCUUCUGCUGCCACCGUCGCAGCUAGAGAUCUCUCAAGACGACAACUUGACGAGGCCAUCUCACGUGUAGCCAGGCUGUUUAAUGUGGCGAAGAAGCCUGUCAUAUACGCAGGACAAGGUGUGUUUGGUCACCCAGACGGAACGAAGGUUUUGAAAGAACUGGCCGACAAAGCCUGCAUCCCAGUUACCACCACCUUACAAGGAUUGGGAGGCUUCGACGAGCUAGAUCCGAAGUCUCUACAUAUGCUUGGUAUGCACGGUUCGGCAUAUGCAAAUAUGGCCAUACAAGAAACGGAUCUCCUCAUCGCUCUUGGUGCUCGCUUCGAUGAUCGUGUGACCGGUAAUAUUGCCAAGUUUGCACCUCAGGCUAAGGCCGCUGCGUCAGAGAAAAGGGGAGGUAUAGUCCAUUUCGAAGUCAUGCCAAAGAACAUCAACAAGGUUGUGCAAGCUACUGAAGCAAUUGAGGGGGAUGUCACAACGAAUCUCCAACAACUGAUCCCACAAGUCAACGCUGUCAGCUCAAGGCCUGAAUGGUUCGAACAGAUCGAUGACUGGAAGACACGAUUUCCUCUGUCAAAUUAUGAGAAAGAGACACCGGAAGGACUUAUCAAGCCCCAGCAGCUGAUAGAAAGGCUUUCAAAUCUGACAGCCCACAGAAAGCACGAGACGAUUAUCUCUACAGGUGUCGGGCAACAUCAAAUGUGGGCAGCUCAACAUUUCCGGUGGAGACAUCCACGAACUAUGAUCACUUCUGGUGGACUUGGUACCAUGGGAUAUGGUCUUCCUGCGGCUAUCGGCGCCAAGGUGGCGAGACCAGAUGCAUUGGUCAUCGAUAUUGAUGGUGAUGCCUCUUUCAACAUGACGUUGACAGAGCUAAGUACUGCAAAUCAUUUCGAUAUCGGAGUGAAGAUAAUCGUCUUAAACAACGAAGAACAAGGCAUGGUGACUCAAUGGCAAUCCUUGUUCUACGAGGACAGAUUUGCACAUACGCACCAGAAGAACCCCGACUUUAUCAAGCUUGCAGAAGCCAUGGGUGUGCAAGCAAGGAGAUGCUUGAAGCCAGCUGACGUUGACGAGUCCCUGGAGUGGCUUGUCAAUGGCAGUGGAGAUGGACCAGCGUUGUUGGAAGUUAUUACAGACAAGAAGGUGCCCGUUUUGCCCAUGGUACCCGCUGGAAAAGCUUUACAUGAGUUUCUAGUGUAUGAUGAAGUCAAGGAAAAGGAACGGAGGAGAAUUAUGAAGCAGCGAAGCGGUCACUGA